This is a messenger RNA of Aspergillus campestris IBT 28561, 1116 nucleotides long. RefSeq names its product alpha/beta hydrolase. Gene Ontology annotation, molecular function: hydrolase activity. The record is from RefSeq and is a predicted model, not a curated record. The transcript has 3 exons. Lineage: Eukaryota; Fungi; Ascomycota; Eurotiomycetes; Eurotiales; Aspergillaceae. The coding region runs from base 1 to 1116 and encodes 371 amino acids.
AUGACCGUGACACAGGACCAUCCAGCAGGGAAUCCGGAUUUGCAUUCUCUCCGACCCAAGGCCAUCAUUCAGCCACUCCACAAUAGCAUCCCCGAGGAGUUGCUCACCCGUUUUGACCCAGUCUACGUGGAACACUACAAUAAGUACAACGCCGGACGAUUGCAUACGCAUGAGGUGCCCAUCGAGGAUUUUAGGAAGAACCCUGCGAAGUACUUGACGGCUUACGGCCGGGCGGUAGGCCCGGAUAUCCACCGCAUCACCGAACAGAAAUGUCCCGUGGAGGGUGGGGAAAUCCGAGUCCGGAUCUUUGAGCCCGCCCCGGUCCUGGAUGAGCAGGGGGUUCCCCGGAAAAGGGCGGCGUAUCUUAAUUUCCACGGCGGGGGAUGGGUGUUUGGAGACCUGGGAGCCGACCAUGAUUUCUGUAAGCGACUGGUACAUGGCCUUGAUGGACAGCUGGUAGCUAUCGAUGUGGACUAUCGAUUAGCCCCCGAGAACCGAUAUCCGAUCCCGGUGGAUGAUUGCUGGACAGCGUUUAAUUGGGUGCGGUCUGAGAAGGCAGAGGAGUUCAAUAUUGACCCGGAUCGGAUGGCCGUGGGAGGCGCCUCGGCCGGAGGGCACUUGGCAGCGGUGAUCGGCCAUCUCUGCCGUAACGCCGGCAUCCCACUCGGCUUGCAAAUCCUCACGGUGCCCGUCUGUGACCUGCAUAGCAUGUUCACUCCGGAUGGGCAGUUCGACCGCGAGAAUUGCCCCUACGAGUCGUACCGCGAGAUGGAAUUUACGGCCGCGCUGCCAGCAGCUCGAAUGGCAUACUUCCACCGACAUUUCCUCGGGGUGCCCCGACCCGCUCCGUCGGACGAGGACUGGAAGAUUUCCCCCAUGCUGGCCCCCGAUUUUUCGGGCUUGGCACCAGCGCUGGUGAUCACAGCUGAAAUGGAUCCUCUUCGAGACGAAGGACAGUUGUACUAUCAGAAACUGAAGGCCGCAGGGAAUCGGGCGGAGUUGAUGGGCGUGCCCGGGAUGCCCCACACCUUUGCCCACCUGGAUGGGAUUUUGGCGGGAGGACAGCGAUACAACGAGAAGGUUAUCGACACGAUCCGGCGGGAGUUGUUACAGUAA